This is a messenger RNA of Corythoichthys intestinalis (scribbled pipefish), 4029 nucleotides long. RefSeq names its product MICAL-like protein 1. The record is from RefSeq and is a predicted model, not a curated record. Gene Ontology annotation, molecular function: protein binding. The coding region runs from base 384 to 2525 and encodes 713 amino acids. The transcript is spliced from 16 exons. Lineage: Eukaryota; Metazoa; Chordata; Actinopteri; Syngnathiformes; Syngnathidae.
GCUGAAACUAUGGAGCGGCAGCUACUAUGUAGUUCAUCGAGUGUGAAGCACAAGAUGGAUGGAAAGCCACCGAGGGGAUUUUUUUUUUGUUUUGUUUAGUUCAUUACACUGCUUGUGGACCUCAGCGAGCGAACUGACUUGGAAUCGUACUUCACGUACACAUUUCCUUUUGCUUCAUACUGCUAAAUGACUGCUGCGACAGGAUCUUGACCCGCUAAAUUGUAUAAAUUCAGGCUAACGCGUAAGCUUAACUUUUGUGAACUUCCUCGAAUGUGUUGUAUCUUGAGAAAACUUUAGUGUGCUAAAUGUAGCCUCGGAGAUAUUUUCCUUCUGCAUCCACGUUGUUAUGUUGAUGUAUGUCACGCUGACCAACACCUCGUGUCAUGAGGUCCAGAGUCCCACAUGACACGAUGGCAUCGAAAGAAGCUUUGCUGAAGUGGUGCAGCCAAAUCUGCAUCUCUUACCCUCAAGUGGAAAUCACCAACCUGUCUACUUCAUUUCGAGAUGGACUUGCGUUUUGUGCCAUCAUUCACAAACACCGCCCAGAUCUCAUUGAUUUCAAAUCCCUCUCCAGAGCUAAUAUUUAUGAAAACAACCAACUGGCCUUUGAGGUUGCAGAGACAAAACUGGGCAUUCCUGCUUUCCUUAUCCCUAAAGAAAUGCUUGCUAUUGAGGUGCCUGACUAUUUGAGUGUCAUCACCUACCUUUCACAGUAUUACCACUACUUCAGCAGGCCAUCUAACGCAGGUUCUUCCAGUUUGAGGUCAACACACAUCAAGUCAUCAAACAAGCGUUCAACUUCCAUGCCCGGCAGUGAAGAACAUCAUUAUUCUGAUAGAAGUCUACACAGUGUUUGUCACUUUUGCAUCAAACCUGUUCAUCUCAUUCAGAGAAAUGUGAUCCACGGGGAGAUAUGGCACCGCAGUUGUUUUAGAUGCCAAGUAUGCCACGGCACCCUUGCAGCAGGCUUUUACACUCCAGGAAAAGAUGCUGGUGGUUUUAUCUGUUGCGACCACAUAACAACAGGUGGUGCAGCGUUUCAAACUGAAGAAAAGUUUAAGUUAUGGGAAGACUGCCUACAUCUUAGUGGAUUGACUCUCAUCAACAUCCCUAAGUACUCUGAAAAAACAAAGUCACAUGACAAACUGGUUUAUAAACCACAGGAGAUAGAGCAAACAGCACAGCAUGAGUCAUCUGACUGGCAGAGAAGAAUGUCAAAGCCCCCAUCUCCUGUUCAAAGAUGCAUUGAAGAAACAUCUGAUGGCAAGGAUGAAUCGCCAUCAGUUCAGGCAGGAAACGGGAAGAAUGAAGUGACCAAUACUGAGGAGUUAUUGGAGUUCUCGUCACCUUGUGUUCAAGUAACUGGAGAAAGUAAGCAGCUGGCAUCAGAACAGACUCCAAUUUCCGUGCCUGCACCCUUGGCUCAAGCUUCCCAAUCAGUGAGCGUCACCUCAGGCAGUUCCACUGUUCAAAGUCAGUCUUCCCAUUUUUCAUCUAACACGAGGCAGAGAAGUCCUAUAAAAACCAAUCACCCAUGGCUGGGAAUCAUUCAUCCCGGACCAUGGACACAAUUGCCUCCAGUUCAAUCACCAGGACCACCCGUGCAUUCCAAACGUGGCCCAAAUGGCCAAGUGUAUUGGUACAGACCAAAAGUCCCUCCUCCCAAUCCUUUUAGUGAAGACCUGGAGGAGGAAGAUGCAGUCAAGACAGAGCUACAGCUCAAAGAUACUCAUAUUAGAGAUACCAAUCAACCUAAAUGUUCAGAUUUGGGGGGAGUGAAGAGGAGCAACAAAUUCCAGCCAGUGACCUCCAACGUCCCCAAAACAGUAAAUAAUAUUCCCCUUUUGACGAGAAGUCUUUCUGCACCGGCUGUUAAAUCGAAAAAGAUCCAUUUUGACAUGACAGGAGACAAGAAAUUACAUUCUUCAACACUAAGUGAGCAGGGUUGCAAAGAGAAGGAACAUUUUGAUGCAAAAACUGAAAUGACCAAAUCAAAGACUUGCCAGGCCCUCACAUCUGGACGGGCCCCUGCUCCAGGACAUGGCUUCCCACUCAUUAAAAGGAAGGUGCAGGAAGACCAGUAUGCUUCUGCAGCAGAACUACAGGAGGAAAUGAAACAAUUGAAGGAACAAUUAGAGGCAAUGGAAGAAAAAGGCGUCGAGCUGGAGAGAAAUCUCAGAGAGUGCAAUAAUGACGAAGAGGAAGAACGUCUACUGACCGAAUGGCUUGCUCUUACUCAUGAGAGACAAAUACUGAUGCGACAAGAUACUGAGCUGGUUUAUUUGACAAAGCAGAAAACAUUGGAAGAGAGGCAGGCCGAUGUGGAAUAUGAACUUAGACGUCUGCUCAAUAAACCUGAAAACAUCUGGAGUGAAGAAGAUCGAGGUCAUGAGCAAAGUCUGAUGGCUGAGCUGCUUGUCAUUAUCGAGCAGAGGAACCAGAUCGUCAGCAUUUUGGAUCAAGACAGAAAAAGGGAGCGACAAGAGGAUGUACUUUCAGAAGGGAUGAUGACCAGCCACGGUUAGAAUAGCUCCAGAAAGAAGGGUUGAAAGAGUUCAAGAAAUCCAAAGGAAAAUUCAAGCCCUCCAAGGUUUUUAAGAAGCGCAACCAGAAAGGCGAGCGCACCAACGACUCCGUGGACUAAAAGAGCUGAAGCCUUUUGACUAAAAGAGCUGAAGCCUUGUUGACGCUGCAGAUAAAUCGCAAAGAAAAUGUCUAAAACCACUGAUUCAAUUAUUCUUGUACAUGAUGAUGUGUUAGCUCUAUUUUACUGUACUGUGGCUUUAAACGGAACGUGAAUGAAAAAUAAGUCACACUGAAAAAUGUAUCACUCUCAAAAGUGCAACUUUUAAGUCAGCCUAAUGCCAAAGUUAUUUGAGUCAUUUUGAAUAUUUUAGGAAAGCAAGAAUAAACAUGAGAAAGUCAACAACCCCUCCACCCCCACAAUGACUCCGGCAAUUUACUAUUCGGCUCAUGCAAUGCAUAAGCAGUGUGUAAUCAUAUGGGGAAUUGCAAUCAAUAUGUGUGUUUUAUUGCAGAUAAAUAAAGUAAUAUUGUGGGGAAAUGAAUUUGUUUCAGCAGUUAAGAAAAGCAAAUGACUAUCUUGACUACACACAGAGUGAAAUGAUUUAUUUCUUUAAAAUUUGGAUGAUGAUAGUUUACAGACACACAACGUUUGUACAAUUUUCCAAGAUGUAUACAUGUAGAAAUAAAGAAAUACAGUGAAGAAAAUAAGAAUUUGAACACCCUGCUGUUUUGCAGGUACUGCAACUCAGAAAUCAUGAUGGAGUCUGAAAUUUUGAUUGUAGGUGCAUGUCCACUAUGAAAGAGAUCAAAAUCCAGGAUUCACAAUGCAUGAUAUUUUAACUAUUUGUGUGAUACAGCUGCAAAUAAGUAUUUCAACACCUGUCAGUCAGCUAGAAUUCUGACCCUGAAAGACCUGUUAGUCCGCCUAUUAAAAGUCCACCUCCGCUCCAUGUAUUAUCCUGAAUCAAAUGCACUUGUUUGAGGUCGAUAGCAGCAUAAAGACACCUGUCCACCCCAUACAAUCAGUAAGACUCAAACCUGUAACAUGGUCAAGACCAAAGAGCUGUCCAAGGACACCAGAGACAAAAUUGUUCACCUCCAUAAGGCUGGAAAGGGCCAUGGCGCAAUUGCCAAGCAGCUUCGUGAAAAAAGGUCCACUUUUGGAGCAAUCAUUAGAAAAUGGAAGAUGUUAGACACGACUGUCAAUCUCAAUCGGAAUACUACCGUAUUGGGCCGAAUAUAAGACGGUGUUUUUUGCAUUGAAAUAAGACUGAAAAAGAGGGGGUCGUCUUAUAUUCGCGGUCUAUAUAUUAUGCCUAUUCACGACGCUAUAUGGUGCCAGAUAUCAUUGAAUCCCUGUUCUGUCAUGACAGAUCUCAGCUACUCCCCCCAUUCACGACGCUAAAUGACGCCAGAUAUCAUUGAAGCGUAGUUCUGUCAUGACAGAUCUCAGUUUGCAUUAUUUUAUUGCAAUGUUUUUCCUUGUUCAGAUUUGUUUCAAGA